Haliotis rufescens (red abalone) is the source of this 2252-nucleotide messenger RNA. RefSeq lists its product as uncharacterized. Gene Ontology annotation, molecular function: copper ion binding; dopamine beta-monooxygenase activity. Lineage: Eukaryota; Metazoa; Mollusca; Gastropoda; Lepetellida; Haliotidae. Bases 226 to 1905 code for a protein of 559 amino acids. The record is from RefSeq and is a predicted model, not a curated record. The transcript is spliced from 10 exons.
UUCACUGCUGAGCCAAACCCUGACGACGUAUUUGCAUUUCCAGAUCCUGACCUACUUUUACUGCACUGUCAUCGAGCUUGCAUAAGUGUUGGGAUUCACUACAUAAGCUCAAAGGUUGCUCCUAUUUCAUAUAUACAGUGUUGAUAUUGAGUGAACCUUAGAAUCAAACCAACAGAAGACAGAACACCGUCAAAAGCUUGCGGGUACAGCUUGACUUUGAUCAACAUGUUGACCGUAAGAUUUGCCGCUUUCUUCACAUGCAUUGGGGUGAUCUAUGGCCAUAGCGGGUACAGGGACAUGAUACCCAAUGGCUACACCCUGCCCAACCCUUGUGUGACCGGGGAGCUGUGGCAUGGGGUGGGGCAUCUGAAUCCCGGGGGUGGAGGUGACACAAAUCAUUUCGGCAUUGAUUUUGCAAACCAGGGCAGAAUGUGGGCUAAUGUGUGUAACAUGGACUCUGAUGGUGAUGGGAUGACCAAUGGUCAAGAGCUGGGUGACCCACAGUGCAUGUGGACAAGAGGAGCCACGCCCGCAAGGACAACUGGACUCACACACCCAGGUUUUUGUGAUACCUCUUCAAGUCAGACGUGUGCUGGACUCAUCACAGCUCCGUGUACAAGUUCUAAAUUCAACUGUACAGCAACUACAGAAACAGGAGUCCAAAAACAGAUUAUGAAGAUUCCACGAACAGCAGUACCUGACAAGGAAACCACUUAUGUGUGCAUGACCUUUGACCUGGACCAAUCACAGGAUUACCACCUGAUUGCCACAGAACCGGAAAUAGACAACGUUAACGUCGUGCACCAUAUCAUCCUUUAUGGAUGUGGUGAUAAUGCGCCUGUGAUCACAAGUCCACAAGAGUGCGGACAGUCUAUGCCUGCAUGCCAGGAAGGCAUUGGGUUCUGGACGGUUGGUAUGCCUGGUCAGUGUCUCCAUAAAGAAGCUGGCUUUAGAAUUGGCAAAACUGGCUACAACAGGGUUCUCCUUCAGUUUCACUGGAACAACCCUGAAAGAACAUCUGACAAGAUGGAUGGUUCUGGCCUUAGCAUCUACUACACGUCCAACCUUCGCCCCAACGACGCGGGACUGUUUUGGACAGGAGAAACCAACCUUGUUAUCCCGCCUGGACGGAGCAGGACCGUGGUCGAAUCCAUGUGUCCUUCACGGUGCACCAACAAGAUCCUGAGCGACACCAUAUAUAUCAUAGGGGGAUUCAACCAUAUGCAUUACAGAGGUGUAGCACAGACGGUGGAACUCUUUAGCGGAGGCGAGAGGCGGUAUCUCACUAAUCAACUGAACUACAGCUACGACAACCCCAAAAGCAUGACAUAUGAUCCGCCAGUGGCUAUUCGCCGCGGUGAUUCCUUGAAGACGACUUGUGUAUACCAAUCUCUGUCUGCUACAAAGACCACCUUCUACGGUUUUUCCAUAAGUAACGAGAUGUGUUAUGGCACCUUCACGUACUACCCCAAAAGGGCCAGCAGCAAUAGCAAUUGUGUUACUUGGAAGACUAUCAACAACUGUGACGUAGAAGGGGGAGCAAUCAUGGGUUGUAGGAUUGCCGAGUUCUUCAACAACUCACACCCUAACACUAAAAUGGUUAUGGACAAGGUGUUGGACAACUGUAAUCCCUUCGGUGGAUGUCGCCAGGAAUGUCCUGCAGCUAUUGCUGAGGCCGAGAAGCAUCCUUGCCUUGUCAAGGGUGUAAUACAAGACUAUCUGUUGACCUUGAGGUCCCGAAACCCAGAUCUCAAAACAACCAAAUUUGUAGCUGCCUUUGGAUCUUGCUCAUGCAAGAAGGACGACGACAACGGUGGCUUCCCAACUCACACUGGUGGAACAGCAUCUGUUGACGCUCUUGUGUCAACGGUUGUCCUUGCAUUCUGCACAGUCUUACUUUUGUAGACAACUCCAUGUGUGUUUGUUUCCACCGUUGUAAACUGUAUCUGCAUAAUAUUUAUAUACGAAAGUCUGCUAGGUCCAUUUAGGGGCGUCGGGGUAGCCUCGUGGUUAAAGCGUUCGCUCGUCACGCCGAAGGCCCGGGUUCGACUCCCUUCAUUUGUACAAUGUGUGAAACCCAUUGCCCCCGCCGUGAUAUUGCUGUAAUAUUACUGAAAGCGGCCGAAAACCAUACUCACUCACUACUAGGCCCAUCAUGAUAUUACAUUGAAUUUGUAAGGGAUGUUCAGCAAAUUGGAUGAAAGAACAUGUACUAGUCAUAGUGUCUUGAAAAUAAAUUCAAUUUAAACAUU